CUCAAUCCCAGAACCCGAGCUAACCCCUGCGCUGGAGCUGCUUUGACGCCGGCUGCAACAGCCAUUCUCCUCUCGCAACAGCAUGGCUGGUCCAGCUGCGGCCAUUUGUUCCCGGGCCUCCUCCAGGCCCUUCAACUUCCUAAGAACCUUUGGUGUCCGGUGGUCUGAGAUCUCGCGAGCGCUCCCGACCUGUUUUCUUUCGCGAGAUCACCUCUCCUCCUCCUCCUCCUCUUCGUCUCCGGCAACUGCAGAAGUAUCGCGAGCUUCUAUUUCGGCGCUGAGGCUCACUGAGGCCUAUUACGUUGGAUGUACCAAGAUAUCGCGAGAAAUUUUCAACUCUAGUUUCUUACACAUCCUUUAAGGAACCCUGGAAUUUAGCGAGAAUACCUUUUUUCAUAAUCACACUCCUCCCCUCCCUUGUUUUUCUGCCUCGCGAGACAGUAUGUCCUGAAUACUCCCUGUAGCCUAGGGUACUGUGAAUGAAAACGGAGUGUGUUCUCUUUCCCGCGGAACUCCUGAGGACAAAACUCAAAUUACUUGAAUGCCUGAAUCGGACUACGUUUCCCGUGAGCACGCGCAGCCCACGCUCCUCUCGCCCAUUUACAGCGUUUGAUCUCAGUGGCCGGUGGCCGGAAAGGGACAAUGGUUUCCAUGUCAGCGGAUAAACGCGCUCGCCUUAGCUCCCGGACCAGAGGGAGGAUGAAACAGAGAGUGCGUGCCGAAAAGCGAGGAAGCAACUAAAGGAGUCGGUGACCGAUAGAGCAAGAGCCAUGGCACGCCGGGGCCUAGUGGCCGGGCCAGACUUUGAGUAUUUUCAGCGUCGCUAUUUCACGCCGGCCGAGGUGGCCCAACAUAACCAGCCCGAAGACCUCUGGGUGUCUUACCUGGGAAACGUGUACGACCUAACGCCGUUGGCACAGGAAUACAAGGGAGACCUGCUGCUGAAACCCAUCGUGGAAGUUGCGGGCCAGGACAUCAGUCACUGGUUUGAUCCAGACACCAGAGACAUCCGCAAGCACAUAGAUCCGCUGACCGGUUCCCUGAGAUACCGCACCCCGUGGGGCCGCUUUCUGCACGUGCCGCCUCAGCUGCCCCGUUCGGACUGGGCCAAUGAUUUCGGGAAGCCUUGGUGGCAGGGGUCGCGUUACGAGGUGGGGCGGCUGUCCGCCAAGACCCGGAAUAUCCGCAUCAUUAACACGCUCACGUCGCAAGAGCACACUCUGGAGGUGGGGGCCCUGGAAUCAAUGUGGGAAAUCCUACACCGCUACCUCCUCUAUAACGCACAUGCUGCCAGCUACACAUGGAAAUAUGAAGGGAAGAACCUGAACAUGGAUUAUACCCUGGAAGAGAAUGGUAUCCGGGAUGAGGAGGAAGAAUUUGAUUAUCUCAAUAUGGACAGUACGCUCUACACACCUGCAGUACUGCUGUACUUCAGUGAUGACCUCACAGAGCUAUAGAAAGAGAGAUGUAUGCUCAUGUAGGCUCAAGACAUAUUUUGAGUUUAGCUGUUUCUGUGACCUGUAGGAAAAGAGAUGGGGAUGGGGCAGGGAGGGCGGUACCUGGACCUAGACCUCCAUUCUACUCUGGGAGCUGGCCUGAGGUUCCCAUUCCCUACUGAAGUGUAAAGGUCCUAUUCCUCGGGUUAGUUACAAUUUACUCUGAGAAAGUUAGGAAGAACGCUAGAAGUGAAUUAAUUUUUAGGAAUGAUACAAGAAAAUAAAGUAUCUUAGAUCAUGGAGAUGUAGAAGAGGAUAGUCAGAUAGAGCUCAGGCAGAACUUUUCGAUAGUAAGAGAAAGAGAAGUCCUACACAGGGAUGAGGGAUGGAAGAACUUUUCUGGCAAUGAUGGAAAUGGGAUGACUGUAGGAAGAUGGGAUCUACAAAGACAGGAAUAGGAAGUGUCUAUAUCACUCGCCAUAUAAAACUGGCUAAUCUCUCUUCUGACUAGUAUUCGGCAGCCACCAGGUAAUUCAGGCUAGAUAUUAUGCUAUGUGCUUUAUACACCUCAUUUAAUACAACUAUCCAUAAGACAGAUACCAUUACCACUACUUACAGAUAAAUCUUCUGAAGCUUAGUAAGAUUUAAUAGCGCAAAAGCCACACUACUUAGUAACCAGAUUGCAAACCCAGGUCUUCCCAAUUCCAAAGUCUACGAUCUUCUCAAUGUCCAGGCUCACUGCACAAUGGGAACCUGUAGGCCUAUUGUGUAGUCAGCCGCGGUGUUGUGCUUUUUUGUUUUGUUUUUUUAGUUAUUGCCUUUGGAAGGGACUUAGCACAGUUCUGCAGUGGUAGAGAGGACACAGGGAAGGCCAAGUGUAAGCUGAGUAAUAGCUGAUGAGUCUACUUCAUGGUUAAUCCCGUAGGAAAACUUUCCUCUGACUUUUCUGAGGCAAAGAGGUGGGUAUAUACUGGUUCCAGGAAAAUUAGAGUGGGAAAGGGCUUUUGGAUUGGGACACUUUAGAAGGGGGAGCAAAAAGUAGGCAUGUAUAUUCAUGAUGGGCCUGUGCUUCUGAGGGAAAGAUGAGGAAGACAGGGUCGACUUUGCCAGAUGGUGACUCUGCAAGAAGGGGCUUGACAGAGGUGAUGUAAAGAGAGGAGCUAAUUGGGGCUUCCCUAGUGGCGCAGUGGUUGGGAGUCCACCUGCCAAUGCAGGGGACGCGGGUUCGUGCCCGGGUCCGGGAGGAUCCCGCGUGCCGCGGAGCGGCUGGGCCCGUGGGCCAUGGCCGCUGGGCCUGCGCGUCCGGAGCCUGUGCUCCGCGACGGAAGAGGCCACAGCGGUGAGAGGCCCGCGUACCGCAAAAAAAAAAAAAAAAGAGAGGAGCUAAUUAAGUCAGAAAACUCCUGGUGUUCAAAAGAGAACAACCAUGUAGGGCAGUGGCCAGAUUUGGUCCCCUAUGACCUAAGGAGGGAAGGGGAAUGAGAAUCACAGGUGAAUUUCUUGACAGUAGCAGGCUAAAAAAGCAGCAGAGAGAUGUUAGUGCAUCUUUGUGGAAGGUGGCCCCCUAUGAGACACUGGGUAGGCUGCAGAGGAGUGUGCUGAGGGGCUGACUAUGAACGGCAUGGACAGAGGUGAAGACAUCUGUAUCCACCUGCAGUUGUUUCAUGUGUAUCUUGUUUGCUCAGUUAAACCCUAAACUAUUUGAGAACCAAAGCUAUGCUGUUGCUGUAACCCCCAGCCUCAGGGCCUGUGCCUAUGGGAUCUGCCCAAACUCGUCCCUCCUCCAGGGUUUCCUACUUUAGUACCUCUCGCCAGAAACACAUCCCUUUCCUCACACACCCAGUCACUCUCCAAGUAGAUUCUAUCUCCUAAACAUCUCUGGAAUCCAUCUUCUUUUCUCGAAGCUGUUAUCAUCACCUCUGGUCUGGACUGCUGCGAUAACUUCCUAACCAGUCCUCCCAUUUCCUCUUCUGUCCUCCACACACAGCAGAGUGAGCUCUGAAAAACAAACCUAAACAUCUAACUUUCCUCCUUCAGAUUCUUCAGUGGCUUCUAGCUGCUUUUGGAAUCAAGUGCUAAAUCCAAAGACCUUGCAUAUAUCAGCCUCUACCUUGCAUCACCCCUCUUUGUUCACUGGCUUUCUGUUCACUAAAGGUUUUCUUGCCUCAGAGCCGGCACACAGGCUGUUCUCUCUGCUUACAACACUCUUCCAUCUCCCACCUUGCUAAUCCUGCAUGUUUCUUCCUCACAGAGACUUUGCUGAUUUCUCGAUGCAGGUCAGGACUUUCUGUUAAAUUUCAGAGUGCUUAUUACAAUAGUAAUGUUAAAAUUAUGGAUGUAAUUGGCUGGCUGGCUGCUAGAUUGUAAACUCAUGAGGGCAGAGAUCGUGUCCAUCUUGUUCACUGCUGUAUUGCCAGUGUUGGGCACACAGUUGCUGCUCAAUAAAUUUUGACUGAAUGAACUCAAAUGUUAAGUGAAUUCCUCUGCCUCUAAUAACUAGUGGAUGGGAUGUUGUGUCCUUGGUGGGGGGCAAGGUGGGACCAAGAAAUAGGAUGUCUGGAUCCUAUGCUGUCAUCUCUAUCCACAGGUUUCUCUUUCCUUGUUCGCCAUAGAUCCAAGACCAAAAAUUACUCCAUAGAGGUUCUUCCUCUCACCAGAUUUUUGAGGCAAUCGACCUGUCUUUUCUCUACAUGGCCACCAGGUGGCUGUAGUCUCCUACAGAGUGAAGGGAAAGGGGCCCGGAUGAGGGAAAACACUUCCAAGUUCUAAACAGGUUAGGAUUAAAGGUAGCCUGUGGAAACGUACAGGUGAGAGGGAAGGAUCAGAAAAAAGGGAAAACAACAUGGGCACUAUUCCAUUAGCAUUAGGUUUAUUCCUAUUUUUAAUUUUUUCCAUAAGCACAUGCCAGGAAAGGAGUGUAGUUUGGGAAAUAAAACUCACGGGAUAGGACAAGUAAGGGGUCUGAUUACAGGUGUGGGUAUGUACAGGGUGAGGCACAGAACUAUGGAAGGAAUA
Molecule: messenger RNA, 4451 nt
Organism: Globicephala melas (long-finned pilot whale)
Lineage: Eukaryota; Metazoa; Chordata; Mammalia; Artiodactyla; Delphinidae
Gene: CYB5D1
Product: cytochrome b5 domain containing 1
Biological process (GO): cilium movement
Source: RefSeq, a predicted model, not a curated record